Daldinia vernicosa is the source of this 1503-nucleotide messenger RNA. RefSeq lists its product as uncharacterized. NCBI's taxonomy places the organism in Eukaryota, Fungi, Ascomycota, Sordariomycetes, Xylariales, Hypoxylaceae. The transcript has 2 exons. Gene Ontology annotation, molecular function: iron ion binding; C-4 methylsterol oxidase activity. The record is from RefSeq and is a predicted model, not a curated record. Bases 319 to 1317 code for a protein of 332 amino acids. Gene Ontology annotation, biological process: ergosterol biosynthetic process.
GUUUGGGCUUCACGUUGACCAAAUAAUUACGGCCCCGCCUAAGCCAACAGGGGAGACGAGAAUUCAUCAACGUCGCAACCAAUCAAGAAGUUUAAAACCAAAUGACAGCACAACAUACGUCAUUGAGCUGUUCAACAGCAGGUGCGCAUCAAAUCAAGGACUCGAGGCAGAGGUGAGGCCUAAGACACGUAUGAAUUUUAUGAAUUUUUUUAUGAUUAAGGUACCUAUCUUUGCUUCUAGAUGAACAACGAAGUCCUGAGAAACUAAAUCCUAAGCGCGUUCGUAUACUCGAGAAGGACAAACGGUAAUACCAACAAAAUGGAUCUCCUAUUAUCUCUUCCGAUAGUCUCAUAUUUUGGUGGACCGAUGCUCUCGUCGUGGUCGGGUUCGCUAAAUCUCCUAUUUUUCUAUAUGACUUGGACGACACUUGUCCUAUCCCAUUCGCCUCUGAGGAUCGAGUUGGUCGGCACUCUAGCAGUGCGAAUAGUAUUCUGGCUCUUGCCGUCGCUCUUCUUCCUGCUAUUCGACACAUUGGUUCCUAGCCUCGCGGAAUCUAUCAAGUUCUAUGGCUCUACAUCUUUACCUCGGCGAAGUGCUGCCUCCUUACUUGGACAGAUCCUGCUUGCUAUAUUCAAUCUUGCGCUCAGUACCGCUGUGCAAGCCGGUAUAUCCAUAGGCGCAGGUACAUUCCUGCGCCGUCCGCUCUUCAAGACCAGUACGGCACUGCCACUCCCCUGGCAAAUAGCAAAGCAUAUCUUGAUGCUGUAUACCGCGCGCGAGAUUCUGACGUAUUACCUCCACCGAUUUGUGUUACACUCUCGGGGGAGAGUGGCGAGACUACAUAGCGCAUACGCGCACUCGCGCAAGCACGCCGCCCCAUAUGCCCUGAUGCUCUAUACAGACCAUCCGCUGCCGCUUCUUUUUAAUCGCACAUUGCCAGUAUACUUAUCAGCCAUGGUCAUCCAGCCGCAUCUACUCACAUAUUUUUUAUUUACUAUCUUGACGACGCUAGAGGAGACGAUGUCCAUGUCUGGCUACAGCAUUGUACCGGGUAUCAUCAUGGGCGGUAUCACACGACGUACUGCGACGCACUAUGCAAGCGGCGGGCGCGGUAACUUCGGUGCUUGGGGACUGCUGGACUGGGCCAGUGGUACGAGCGUGGGCAAAGACGUAGUAAAGGAUAUUCAUGAUGAAGCAGAAAAGCACCAGGUCAAGGAGCGCGGCCAAAAAGCUGUAGGCGACACGGGCAGCUGGGUACAAGACGGUAUCAAUGGCUUGAAGAAGGGUCGCAAAAGCCGGAAGAAGAGCUUGGACUAGCGAUAGUCCAUAGUCCAUAGUCUGAACUUUUAUUUUUGGGAAAUUGGGAAAGGAAAUAGACAACGAUGCUAUGGAUUACGACCUUUAAGAUUCGCCAGGGGACGACUUUGUUGGAGUUUGGCGUAAGAAGGGAUUAGGUUAGAGACGCGUGCAUACGCCUAUGAUUGUAUGAAUGAGAUAUGAGAG